Molecule: messenger RNA, 459 nt
Organism: Juglans regia (Persian walnut)
Lineage: Eukaryota; Viridiplantae; Streptophyta; Magnoliopsida; Fagales; Juglandaceae
Exons: 1
Coding region: 1-459 (152 amino acids)
Source: RefSeq, a predicted model, not a curated record
AUGGUUGGCCUCACCACCUCUAAUGCGGUUUGGACGUCCAUUGAGAAGUUUUUCUCUACCAAUGAACGUGCUUGGGUGAUGACCACUCGACUUCAACUGGCAGCUCUUAAGAAAGGCAACAACUCAAUUUCUAAAUACUAUCAUAAGGUCAAGUCCUACUCGGACUCUUUUACCGCUUCUGGACAACCUCUAAAUGACCUUGAGUACACCUACUACCUCUUGGGAGGCCUUGACUCAUCUUAUGAGUCCCUUGUUACCUCCAUUCUCACCCGUGUGGAUCUCAUGCCUGUAGAUGAGAUUUACAAUCAUCUUCUUACUCAAGAGCUGCGCUUUCAACGACAACAAUCAACCGUAGAUAUGGCGGUUAGCUCUGCCAAUGUUGCCACUCGUGGUGACUCUUCUCGUGGUCCUCCAUCUUCAAAUUCUCCCUCUCAUAACAAUUUAGCCUUAUCCUCAUGA